This is a messenger RNA of Aricia agestis (brown argus), 3500 nucleotides long. RefSeq names its product Golgi apparatus protein 1 (gene Glg1). Gene Ontology annotation, molecular function: fibroblast growth factor binding. Lineage: Eukaryota; Metazoa; Arthropoda; Insecta; Lepidoptera; Lycaenidae. The transcript is spliced from 7 exons. Bases 213 to 3500 code for a protein of 1095 amino acids. The record is from RefSeq and is a predicted model, not a curated record. Gene Ontology annotation, cellular component: Golgi membrane.
AACAUUUUUCAAUAGUUCGUUGUCGCUAAAGCAAAGUUUUGUUGAUGUUCAUUAUUUUAUUUUGUUCUUAAUAAAAUGCAAUACAUCUUAUGAUGGAUAUAAAUCAAUUAGUCAAGAAGUGACUGUGUUGUGUCUAAACUCUAAAGUUUGUUUUCAACCUUUUUCAAAUGUCUGUCUAGUCUCGUUUGUGUGCCGGGGUAAAAGACUCAAUCAUGUAUUUUAAUUACGUUCUACUUCAUAUAUUUGCAUUUAUGAUUGGUAAAAGGGUGGAUGCCGCAGUGUUCAGAACAAACGACUUGAGAUUAACAAAAGAAAGGUUGUUAUCAGAUUUAAGUGGAUGUACCAUAUUCGAACAGCAAUGCUCCCAUUUAGACGAAAACCUGUCUUUACUAUCGUGUGCACUAGACACGGCACACAGUAACAAAACACAAAGUUCCUUGCAUUGUCAACACAAAAUGUGGAUGUACCAAGCAGAGUUGCUAGACAACACUUUCUUAGAUUAUCAAAUCAAAGAUAGAUGCCACGAUGAAGCAAAUAUUUUAGAUUGCUUUAAUACAAGUAUAAAACGAAUUGAUUGUAUUUUAAAGAGGAAACCUAGUGUAAGGAAUAAAAAAUGCUGGUGGGGCAUCAGUAAAAUAGAGAGUAUCAUAUUUAACGACUGGCAAAUCACAGAAAACUUCUUAAAGAACUGUAUGGAUGAUAUUGAAGCCCAUGAAUGUGGUAGAGUGCCAGCAGAUACCAAGGUGCUCUCUCAAGCUUAUACCCUCAAGUGUCUUCAGAGUAAGGAGGAAAAAAUAAGACCAGAGUGCCAAUCAGAAAUGAAUUCCCUCAAAGAAAUGAAAUAUAGUACUCUUCAGUUGGACAAGAUUGUUCUAGCAGCAUGUAAUGUGGAUCAGAGCAAUUACUGUCCAGACGAGCUGCCUGGGUCUCUGUUAAUGUACAAAUGUCUUGUUAGACACAAAUAUGAAAGAGGUAUGACAAAGAAAUGUCAGAAUCAAUUGUUUUAUGUUCAAAGGAAUAUGAUAAUGAACUAUAAGCUAAGUAAAGGAUUGGUAAAAUCUUGCAAAGAAGACAUUCGUAAGUAUCAUUGCCGUAAAGGUGUUGUGGAGGACAAAGAUGUACGGCUUGCACAGAUAUUGCUGUGUCUCGAAAAUGUUAUGCAUAAUGAAACCACAAAAUUGUCACCUGAAUGCAUAGGAGAAAUGACAGACCACAGGAAAAUGCUAAUGGAUGAUUACAGACUAUCGCCAGAACUAAUGCAAAAUUGUGCUAAUGAUAUAACUAUGCUCUGCCGGGGCAUCGAAGCUGGGGGCAAAACUAUACAUUGCUUAAUGGAGCAUGCUAGACCCAGAAAGAGGAAAGAGAAGAGAAUAAGUGUUGCAUGUCAAAAAUCAUUGGAAGACUUAGUGCAGGAAGCUGACCCUGGUGAGGACUGGAGGGUUGAUCCUGUUUUACGUAAAGCUUGUAAAGUAGUCGUGGACAGAGCUUGCAGGGAGGUGAAUGGCGGAAAUGGCAGGGUGAUGUCUUGCCUCAUGGAGAAACUUGGAACAAGCUUUAUGACCAGUGAGUGUGAAACAGCAUUGUUGCAGAUACAGUACUUCAUAUCUAGGGACUUUAAGCUCGAUCCCCAGUUAUACAAAGCAUGUAAAUUUGAUGCUGUUACCCAGUGCAAAGCCAGGUUGCUGUGGGCCGAUCUGAAUGAACAUCCCUCUGAGAAGGAUCCUUUGAUAUUGCCCUGUUUAUAUAACUAUGCAUAUAACUCUGAACUCAGAGGCAUAUUGAAGCCAGCUUGUGAACAGCAGGUGAGGAGAGCUAUGCGGCAAAGAGCCGUUAGUGUGGACUUGCUACCGGAAAUAGCUGACACUUGCAUAGAUGACUUGGCAAACUUCUGCUAUGAAAACACAGGUAAGGGAGAGGAGAUCAUGUGUCUACAAGGCAAGCUCAAGGAACUCACCCCUAAAUGUCAAAAAGUAGUCGCAAACUUUACAGAAACUCAGAGUGGUCACAUAGAACUGAAGGCUGUUGUUAGCACCUACUGCAGAGUGCCCAUAGAGAAACUUUGCUCCUCCGAGCUAAAGAGUAAAAAUGAGGAGGAUGACAUAUUAGAUUGCCUAAUAACACACAAAAAUAACCCAGAAAUAAAAACAAAUUCAAAAUGCAAAGCUGCAAUCGAGCAUGAGCAGUUAAUAUCAUUAAAAGAUUACAGGUUUACAAGGAAAUUCAAGAAUGCAUGCAAACCUUAUGUGGUGAGAUUCUGUCCCAAGGCCCAAACAAAAAGUCAAGUAGUUCUCUGUUUGAGUGAAAUAAUUAGAAAUGAUACAUUAUCAAGAAAGAAACACACAAUAUACAAGGAGUGUAGACAACAACUGAGAAGUCAGCUCUAUCAACAGAAAGAAAAUAUAGAUUUAGACCCUGAACUAAAAGAAGCAUGCAAAAAGGAUUUGCUAGAAUUUUGCCCUACUGUUCCCCAUGGAGAGUCUGCAGCCUUAGAGUGCCUUCAGACUGCCAAAGGCAAGUUGAGUGAUGGUUGUAGAAAGGCAAUAUUUGUAGUCAGAAAACAAGAAUUCUCUGACAAUGCAAUAGACUAUCACCUAAUGACCAAUUGUAGUGAUAUGAUUGAUCUCUACUGUCACAAAACAGAGCCUAUAGUUUUGCUGGACUGCUUAAAGGCUCAUCGACAAAAGGUAGACUUUGAUAAUAACUGCAAAAUUGUUGUUGUCAAUAGAAUGAUUGAACAAAAUAUGGAUUAUCGUUUUAACAACCAUUUACAAAAUUCCUGCAAGUCUGAUAUUAAAAGAUACUGCUCCAAUAUUAUUGCAAAUGAACCCGAAAAUAUUGAAUUGGAAGGUAAAAUGUUACAAUGCUUGAAAAAGAAGUUUAGAGAAUCAAAACUGGAGCAGCCCUGUGAAAAUGAAUUAGCAAAUGUAUUGAAGGAGCAGGCUCUGAAUUAUCGCCUGGAUCCAUUGCUGGGGAAACUGUGUAAGGCAGAAAUACAAACAAUAUGUGCUGUGCCAAAUGAUUCCAUUACUAAUUUUGAUGGCCAGGUAGAGGAAUGUCUGAAGAAGGCUCUCAUAUCGCGUAAGAUUGUGUCAGCAGAAUGCGCCCAAGAGGUGGUUAAUAUAAUUGAAGAGGCAGAAGUAGAUAUAGAAGCUGAUCCAUUGCUGGAAAGAGCCUGUGCAGUAGAUCUGUUAAAGUACUGUAAUAAUCUAGAAAGGGGGGCUGGGAGAAGACUAAAGUGUUUAAAAAUAAUUCUAAAUGACAACACAAGAGAACUAGAAACUGGUUGCCAAAAGGAGUUAUCUAACAGACUAGAGAUGUACAGACAUGUGGCAGCUAUCAAUGUAAUUGAUGAUCUCAGUGAUGUAUAUGAUGGAAUAUCAUCAUCUCCUUCAAAAAUAUAUUUUAUGGUCAUAGGUAUAUCAAUUGUAGGUUUAAUUUUUAUAUUUGGAUUAUAUUGUGGCCGCAUAACAAAAAGGGCAAUGUAUAUAAAGAGAAAAUAG